This is a messenger RNA of Drosophila sechellia, 4669 nucleotides long. RefSeq names its product regulator of G protein signaling double hit (gene Dhit). The record is from RefSeq and is a predicted model, not a curated record. The transcript has 7 exons. Bases 1706 to 2530 code for a protein of 274 amino acids. Lineage: Eukaryota; Metazoa; Arthropoda; Insecta; Diptera; Drosophilidae.
CUGCUUGGAAAUCAGUCGCCUGCCUUUGCCCGAGCGGAGAGAAUCUCGAAACGCUCGAAUCGACCUGUCGAGGAUUUUGGCUUCAGCUUCUGGGUGCUGCUGGUGCUGAGCAGCCAAAAUCGCAGAGCGCAGAAAUCGAAUGGAAAUUGGCUGCCAUAGCUGCCAUUGCGGGGGCACCGAGAACGAAGGAAUAUAAUAAAAUAUGGCCGAGGGCGAGAUGUGAAAAUGUGAAAAUGCCAGUCCAGGCCAUCCAGUGACCACGAAAAUUGCAGUUUCCCCCAAUUCGUAUUCAUACACACACACACAGUCAACGAAAAAAAUCGUAAAGAAAUUCACAAAAAAAAAAUCAAAGCACAAGCAAAACAAUUUCGGGGCGAAAAAUAAAAAUAUAUACAAAUAUACACAUUUCGAUUCCGAUUCUAGUGGCAAAAAUUCGUAUGUACUCGUCGCUGCUCCUCAAAAACAUUCAUACAUACAAACGCGACCCCCUUUUCCCGCCCACCCAUUCGCCCAAAAAUCCUCAAAGAAAAUAUAAACGUGUGUGUGGUGUUUGAGUGAAAAUCUGAACGGAAGCGCUGGUUAAACAACAAGAAAAUAAAACAAAAUAUAUAUAUAAUAUACAUAGAUAGCCAGGCUAAAGGCAAUGGUCAACAAAAGAACCCGAGCAGCUGAUUUGUGAUAAGUGCAACGACCAAAAAUCGCUGGCGCUUCGAAUUACAAACAAGUGCAAUUAGCUGCUGAUGCCUACAUGUUGCAGCUGUUGCAGCAACAUCAGCACAAGUGGAGAAAAUCACGCAUACGCCCCAUCCGCCCAACGAGCCAAACAAUGCGCUCCACUUAGCCAAGUUGCGUGUCAAUGUGGUGGUACUCCAGCCCACCCCCCCUCUCGCACACACGCACAGACGCACGCACACAACGGCACCUACAUACAUAUGUACAUAUACAAUGAUAGUGUAAUGACUAGCACAAGAAAUAAAUAAAGGCCAGAACAACAACUACGGUGGCAGCUCCAGCUGCUCAUAAAUUUCGUAACGCUCGUGAAAUGUGCCCCUUGGUGCACGGGGCCAUUGAAUCGCUAGAUUUUCGCCCGUAAAUCCGGAGCGGAAUAUGUAAAUGCCAACCGCGCACCAUCAACUCUCUAAAGAAACGCUAGACCCCCUAGAAAAAAAAAAACAGAAACCAAACCCACGCGAAGGUUGAAGUCAGGAUUCUACGAUAAGGAUAACUACUACUCGAAAAAGGUUAUCGGAAAAAUCUUGAAGAAUUUCUGGAAUUUUUCGGCUUGUAAAAUCGCCCAAGGAAAAGCUAAGGAGAAGGAAAAAAAACAUAAAACAAAACGAAAACUAUAACUAAAAUCAAGAGCAGCAGCUGUGGGCAGAGCGAGAAAGAGAGGACAGAGCGCCGCAGAGAGAGUGAGAGAGAGUGUGGGAAAUUUCUAUAAAAAAUUAUUAGCAAAAACAUAAAUACGUAACGGGGUCCCUGCAUCCCCCACAUCCCCAAGGAAGCCGAGAAAGAGAAGCCGAAGCAAAGAAAAGAGCACCACAGCGAGCGGGUGAGUGGGUAGGUCAGUGGCAGUGGGCGGUCCGCCAGCUGGGGCAGCACCACCUCACCACCCAACACCCAACAACACCUUUCCAUCUCCACCUCCACCAUCUCCAUCAGCUCCGCCAGCGUCAACCUCAACUUUCAAAGGGCAGGUAGCGGCAUGUCCUGCACCGUUUCGGAGCUGCCCAGUGGCUGUCGAUUGCGCGGCAUGACUGCAUCCUCACAGCAAAGUGCCGCCAACAAUAGUGGCAACAAUGGGAACGGCAAUGGGAAUGGUGGCGGCGGGGGCGUCGUCGGAGGUGGCGGCAGCCUGGGCGGAGUAUCGCCCACCGUGGGCGGCAGCGUGGGAAUCCUCGGCUCCACGUCCAACGUGCUGCAGGAAUCGAACGCGACCACGUUGCAGCGUCCGCAGUCGCAGAAGCCGUGCUGCUUCUGCUGGUGCUGCUGCUGCUCCUGCUCCUGGGCCAAAUGUCUGGCCAUCAAGAAUGCCGAUGAAAAUGCCCCCACGAAGCGAGAUCUGGUAAAUGCCGAAUUCUUGGAUGGCGAGCAACCCACACUGGAGGAAAUCCGCAGCUGGGGCAAAAGCUUUGACAAGCUGAUGAAAAGUACAGCUGGUCGAAAGGUGUUCCAGAACUUCCUGCGCAGCGAAUUCAGUGAGGAGAACAUCCUGUUCUGGCUGGCCUGCGAGGACCUCAAGAAGGAGAACAGCCCCGAGUUGGUGGAGGAGAAGGCGCGCCUCAUCUACGAGGACUACAUCUCGAUCCUGUCGCCCAGGGAGGUGUCGCUGGACUCCAGGGUCCGCGAGAUCGUCAACCGGAACAUGAUCGAGCCCACGACGCACACCUUCGACGAAGCUCAAAUCCAGAUCUACACACUGAUGCACAGAGACUCAUAUCCGAGAUUCCUAAACUCUCAAAAGUUCAAGACACUAGCUCAACUGCAAGACAACUCGAAUGCCGGUUCCAAGGCGGAUAGUCCCACUUAGAGUGGAUGAUGGCUUGUUGUCCCGGAUAGGAUUUGGAUUUGGAUCGAAUUCAGUUGCGCUGUGUUGACUUCCGCUGUUGCUCUCCACUGGUAUAUCUCUGAUUUUCCGCCCCAAUCGCUGCUGCAAUCGACUAAGCAAUAUGUAUCCAUUAGUAGAACCAUUUAACCAUUUUGCGAGCAGCCCCGAAAUCAGGAUCUUGGUUGGGGCAGGUGAAUCAGACGUCGUGCGUUCAAUGUGAAUCCGGAUUCCUUUCACUUCCUACGUUCUAGUCGUUAGCCAACCAAAGAGUUAGGCAUUACACAAUAUGUUUUCACUAAGAAGCAGGUUCGACCACAGAAAGCAUUUUCCAAACACCCAAAAAAAAAAAAACAAAAAGCAAAACAACAAAAAAAUACCCAGAAAGCUAAUACGAAACGAGCGACACAAAUAGCAUCCAUUGUAAUACUAGUGAUCUAAGAGACGUAUUAAUCAAAUUGAAACCAAGAUUACGGAACCCGCUAACUGAUAAGUAUAUUUAAACGUAAUCAUAAACCGCAACGUAACAGAAAUACUUUUUCCAAAAAACAUUACAAAAAAAAAGAAGGAAAGAAACCAAAAAAUCUUUUUAAACGUAUUACAUACAUAAACUUAUAUAUACAACACACCAGCAUAUAUAUAUAUAUAUAUAUAUAUAUAUAUAUAUAAAUACGGAUAUAUAGAGACAUUUAACAUGACUAGUUUUGAAAUCGUUUUAGGUCAUACGAGUAAUGACAUCGAAGCAUUUUGUAAAUACAACAGCAGACGGCAACACUUUCUACUUUCUUAUGAAAACCCAUUGAGGAUCAAGUCCUUUCUUAAGCACAUCUUACAAAGUCCCAUCGUGAGCUGUACUUUGACCACAACAGACCAUACACACCCGAUAGAGUCUUAACCAAAUGCAAACCGGAACAAGCGCAUAACUAACGUGUACUAUAUUAUUUCGAUGUCGAGCUGAUUUCCAAGUCGAAAGGAGAACGUUUCGCAAUAUCACUGCCAACACAAAUAAGAAAAAAAUCAGAACUUCGCAACCAAAUAUAUCCACUUACAAUGUAUUAUGCAAUUGUUUUUCGUUAGAGAUGCGGAAGUUCCAAGAGUUUCCUUGCAUUGCUCCCUUUCUGCAUUCAAAAAACAUAUAUUAAAAAACAGUAUUAUAAAUAACAAAAAAAAUGGGAAAAACACAAAAGUAUGGUUACAUUUAAAUUUUAGCAAACAAGUUGUCGAAUUGAAAACUAAAAACAAAUAUAAGAUAUGAAAAAAAAACCAACAAGUUUAUAAGGAAAAACACAGAACAAACAGGAGGACUUUCGGUUCGAGCCCUGGCAAAAAGUUAACAAUGUAAUUUCGAUCUUAAGUUGGUUUCCUUUGACCUUAGGUUGUUUGUGUUCGAGGCACAAUAUUUUAAAGUACAAUAUUAAUGUGUGUACCUUCGUUGCGGGGAGCAGGGAAUGUAUUUUCGUAGCUAGUUGGUGUGCCUAGUUUUAAUGCAUCUAUCGAUACAAGACCCCACCCAUCCACACUCUGACAUGAACAAGAACAGCAAACACAAGUAUGUUAACUUUACUAGCAAUUAAGCAACUAUUAGUUCCCCCAAAGCAUAUAUGAUUUCAAUAUUGUCAAGCCAUAGUUACUUUCAAGCUCAUUAGCUUCUAUUAUUAUUCUCAAAUCUUAAGGUGCUCAGCAUAAGGACACCAAAUAAGUUUUGUUUUUUUAAUAUAGAAAUAUUUUUGCAAUAUCCCCGCAUAAGUUCCUAUAUUUUUAUAACAGCUUAGACACGAUCGAAGGUCCGAUUUCCGGAUCCAUAUGGUAAAUCACAUCUCCGCCUAGUCCUUUGAAACUUGACUUUUACGCGUCACUCAGGCUGCUACUUGGAAUUGAGAAUUCGACAACCGCCUUGGCAUUAUAGAGGGCGAUGAGAUCGGCAGAUCGGCGGAUCGGUGGGAACCCGUGAGCCAACGUCAGUUUCCAUGGUUUGUUACAUUAAUUUUAGGCAAUCAGGUUAGACAAAAAUGUCCUGGUCAAAGGGACGCGCGGAGGGAUGGAAUGUUUGUUUGUGAAUGUUUCUCUUCGGUUUCUUACUUUGCAUAACGGAAAGAUAUAAGACUUUUUGAAGAAAAAAAACAA